Molecule: messenger RNA, 4489 nt
Organism: Dicentrarchus labrax (European seabass)
Lineage: Eukaryota; Metazoa; Chordata; Actinopteri; Moronidae
Gene: pacsin1a
Product: protein kinase C and casein kinase substrate in neurons 1a
Exons: 11
Coding region: 537-1892 (451 amino acids)
Biological process (GO): plasma membrane tubulation; positive regulation of dendrite development; neuron projection morphogenesis
Cellular component (GO): endosome; plasma membrane; cytoplasm
Molecular function (GO): protein binding; phospholipid binding
Source: RefSeq, a predicted model, not a curated record
GGCGAAGCUCCCCUAAAAGCUCAUGUGGCAAAUGUUGGGAGGGGAAUUUGAAAAGUCCUGUUUCCGAGUUGCAUUAGCUCACUCGUUUCGCUUGCAUCCUAUUUCUGUCGUCCAUUGAAAGGAAAUCGCUGGGCCAUCCCCCCGACGCGCGCCUGUGCUGUGGAGCUCCCCCUUGCUGCGUGCAUCGUGAUCUAGUGGAUGCAGAGUCUUGCAGAGAACGCAGGGUCACCUUCUGUCACUGCAAGGGGAAAUACUGAAUAAACUGCAGCAUUGGCUGUUGGGUAGUAGUGCACUUCAGCAGCAGGCAGCAUCUCUGGUGAUCUCCUGCAGGGGACCAACAGCUCUCCCUAAGGUUUAUGGAAACCUGACCUCCCAUUGGUGGAGAAGGUCAGUUGUACCUGGUUCUUUUGCUGUCCGUUCUCCACAAUCUCCUUGCCUGGUUCUCAUUUAGUCUGAAGAUUCACAGUGCAUGAGGAACCCAGCUCUGCUGCAGAGGACAGGUUUAGUCAUUAGAGUGCUUUGCCACAUCCAGGAAAAUGUCUGGCUCCUACGAUGAAAGUGCAGGUGCUGACGACACCAUGGACAGCUUCUGGGAGGUGGGGAACUACAAACGUGCUGUCAAGAGAUUUGAUGACGGCCAUCGGCUCUGCAAUGACCUUAUGGGCUGCUUGCAGGAACGUGCCAAGAUAGAAAAAGCCUAUGGUGAUCAGCUAACUGCAUGGUCCAAGAGAUGGAGGCAGCUCAUUGAGAAAGGCCCACAGUACGGCUCUGUGGAGAGAGCCUGGUUGGCUGUGAUGACUGAGGCAGAGAAGGUGAGUGAGCUGCACCAAGAAGUGAAGAACAACCUGGUGAACGAUGACGUAGAGAGAGUGAAGAACUGGCAGAAGGAAGCCUAUCACAAGCAAAUUAUCGGAGGCUUCAAAGAGGCCAAGGAGGCAGACGAAGGCUUCAAGAAGGCUCAGAAACCGUGGGCCAAAAAGCUCAAGGAGAUGGAGACAGCUAAGAAAGGGUACCACAUGGCCUGCAAGGAGGAGAAGCUGGCUGCAGCCAGAGAGGCCAACGGCAAGACUGAGGCUUCUGUCACGCCAGACCAGCAGAAGAAACUCCACGAGAAAGUGGACAAAUGCAAACAGGAUUCGCAGAAGGCUAAAGAAAAGUAUGAUAAGUCUCUGGAGGAGCUGAACAAGUGCACCCCGCAGUACAUGGAGAGCAUGGAGCAGGUGUUUGACCAGUGCCAGCAGCAUGAAGUCAAGAGGCUGACCUUCCUCAAGGAGGCCCUGCUGGACAUCAAACGCCAUCUUAACCUCACCGAGAACCAAAGCUAUGGCGCAAUAUACAGAGAGCUGGAGCGCACAAUCUUGGCUGCAAACACACAAGAGGACCUGAAGUGGUUCAGCAACAACCACGGCCCUGGGAUGCAUAUGAACUGGCCUGCAUUUGAGGAAUACAACCCAGACCAGGCCAGUGCUCCCCCAAAGAAGAAGAAACCAGACGGCGCCCCACCCACUCCGAGCACUGACCAUGUGGCUCCACCUGGUGAUCGUAGCAGUGUGAGCAGCUAUGAUAAAAACCAAGCUUACUCGACUGAGUGGUCCGAUGACGAGCAACCCGCUACGUACUCCGGCAAUGAAAACGGUGGAAACGGGAAUUCAUUCGAAGAUGAUUCCAGCACUGGGAAAGGCGCCGGGGCCGGGGCUGGGGCCGGGGGCGGGGGCGGGGUCCGUGUCCGUGCUCUCUAUGAUUAUGAUGGCCAGGAACAAGAUGAACUCUCCUUCAAAGCAGGUGAUGAACUGAUCAAGACUGAGGAUGAAGAUGAGCAAGGCUGGUGUAGAGGUCGUAUGGACAACGGCCGAGAGGGACUGUACCCGGCCAAUUAUGUCGAGCCAAUCUAGUCACGUUACUGGACAAGGACACGCCAUUGGAGGCAGCUUGAACUGUCCCGUCCAAUUGCACCGCACAUAGCCAGAGACUUAAGAGCAACACAUCCCUUGCCCAACAGAUGCGCCAAGCAGUCUUGCCUAAAUAAAAACUUAGUAACCUAAAAGACAAUAUAUCAGUAUAAUAUAUUUUAUCCAGCAUUUGGGGUGGGUGGACUUACACAUUUAAAAACAGGAGCAGCAGUUAUUCCAGUAUAUACACACUCAACUAUAACAUCAAAACAGUGCAGGAACACAUUGCUUCUCUGUGUAGCUGUAUUUAACGUAUAAUGCAGCUUAUUUAAACUUGCAGUGUACUGCAGUCUGUUCUCUUGUGAAAAUGGGAAGAUAAUAUAAUCAGUUAUACCCAUUCGACAAAGACGAGCUUCUUUAACCUGCAUUGUGUAUAUACAGUGUGAUGCCAUUUUUGUGUAGCAUUUCUAAUGCUGUGUGUGGUCAGUCGUCAUUCUUACAUCGGGAAUGCUGUGUAGUGUUUAAAGUACCACAGACAGUAUCCUCUUUUUUUUUUCUCUCCUCUUUUUUUUUCUUUGUGAUUUGGUCCAAACUCUUUCCAGUGUGUGCAGUGCUAUGUGUUUUAACUGUUUCUGAUCUUGCAUAGCAGCAUGUGCUAUGCAACAACUUGCAUUCCCUGAAUCCUGCAGCCUUAUUUAGGCUGCAACUUGAUGCAACACUUCAACUACAAAUGCAGAGUUCACUUUCUAGCAUCACAUGCUUCUGUUUUCAUGAAAUGAAGCUUGUUCAUGAACUGAUUUUAUGUUUGUUUGUUAUUAACAUUUUUUGUUCUUAGCAUCACAAGUCCUUUGACAAUAUCAUCUCCAUGCAAUCCAUGGAAAGGAUAUACAGUUUCUGCAGAAGCUUUCAUUCUUGGUUCAGUAAUUCAGGUCUCAUUUUAAUCCACUACUGCUAACAAGAAACACGAGUGAUACAUUCCCUCAGAGCGAAGUCGGAUCAAGUCAUCUUCUUGAGGUUACCACUGCAGUAUAAGAGGUGGGUUUUGAACAAUGCCUGUGUCGGGCACUUUUCUUCCAGAGCGAGGGGCCAACUGAGGCAUGUCAAUGCAUUACUGUGCUACAGACUGUUGUCUGAAGAUCGAAGCUUCUCCAACAGGACAUGAAUGUACUAGUGUUUGGGCUAGAAAGAGGGCAUGUUGUCUAAACAUGGUUCUCCACUGUCAUUUAAAGCCCUACCUAGCAAAAAGCACUAGUUAUGUGGCCCGUUUUCCUGCUGAGCCAAAGAAUGACCCAAUACCAUCAACUAUAUGUUUUCUCUCCAUGCAAUAACUUCACAUAUCACAUGUGAAACAGCUUCAGUGAAGAUCAGCUUGUAGCUGCCUCCCAGUCCACCCAAACCUCAUUUGUCUGCAAAACACUCACAAUGACACAGGGAAUACAUUUGUCACCAGUACUGCACUGCACGUAAGAUGGCUCUUACACAGUGCAUUACAUGGUUAUUUUUAAAUCUUUAACUUGCUCCAUAGAAAAUUAAAUUUAUAGCAGGAAUUAUCAGAUGCUGAUUAGUGAGUUAUCUUGCUACAAGUUGCACCUAAAUCUCUGAUUAGAUGGGAGAGAUACUUUUUAUAACUUAGUUGUCCUGAAGUUUUUAAAUUUCACCCGAUCAACAGCAGUCAGAUGUGUUUAGCUCUGUGUCUGGAACAGGAUUUGACAGGUUUGGGUCUCACACAUGAGGAGAAACACAUCACCAGCUCACAAGUUGUGUCUUAGAGUAAGCUGUCCAGCAUAGCAAAAAGGACUCCUAUCAUCAAACUGUCCCACAUUCUUGAUGAGCAUAUGCACACACAACCUCACACAUACAAACACACAUGCAUUUAACACACGAUAUACACGAUACACGCAAGUUCAAACACAUAAUCCACAUUACCAGGUUAAUAUUUUGGGGGAAAACAUCUUCAUCAUCCAGUGUGUAUGAGUUGUGUAAAUGUAACAGAAAAAAAAGUUUAAAAAAAAAUGCAAGUGAUUGACUAUUAAGACAAAAUGUAGUGUUAUACAUGUAAAUGUGUUUCAUUAAAAUAACAGCAAUGGAAAACAUAUUAAGUAAUAGGUACCAUAUCGUAUGAAUUUCAUUGCAAUGGAAAUGUCAGUGUAUCAUAAAAGCGUGAUGUUAUCCCACGCUGUCAGAUUUGUAUAUGAUGAUGUAAUUUAAAGAUUAUAUUCUAUUGUAACUGUACAACUGUGUUGAGUUGAAAAUGAGACCUAACCACGUUGAGGCAGUAAAAAGGUGUACAUGUAAAUGCUUUUUUAUGUUGAUGAUCUCUUCCUUAUGCACACAGGGGACAGCAGCUCACGUUGUGGAAACCCUAUAUUAGCGGUCUAGAAGAUGUAUGUUCAUAGUUAGUGAUGUACUUUUAUCUCCUAACUGGUGUAGUGCCUGUUCAUCUUGAUGUAACAAGAAGUUCAUUUAAAUAUGCAUAAAGAUGAUUAUGAUCACAGAUAAUAAUGACGAUAGUGAUGAAAAACCCGACUCAAAUUUGUUGUGAUGGUGUCAAUAUUGCGAUAUUGGUUUGAAAGGGAAACAAGUUUGUUGAAAAAAGAAAA